Messenger RNA from Fulvia fulva, 2523 nucleotides. Its product is annotated as Hybrid signal transduction histidine kinase K. The transcript is spliced from 2 exons. Lineage: Eukaryota; Fungi; Ascomycota; Dothideomycetes; Mycosphaerellales; Mycosphaerellaceae. The record is from RefSeq and is a predicted model, not a curated record. The coding region runs from base 1 to 2523 and encodes 840 amino acids. Gene Ontology annotation, molecular function: histidine phosphotransfer kinase activity; phosphorelay sensor kinase activity. Gene Ontology annotation, biological process: protein autophosphorylation; phosphorelay signal transduction system.
AUGGUCAUCCUGGCCCGACGAAGUUCCAACUCGAGCUCGACCUCAAACCGCACCUUUGACUGGACCCGCAAAGAUGCUCGAACGAACGACUUCCAGCGAUAUACGAGAGAGAAUGUCGACUGGAGCAAGUCACCGCUCGGUCCCAUGGCCAUGUGGCCUGCUACUUUGCGACAGCUAGUCCUACUCUCUACUGCUGAUACCUCGCCAUCCGCUGUUGUUCACGGCCUUGCCAACGACGCUGUGAUCGUGUACAAUGAAGCCUUCGCGACCCUGAUUGGCAACAGGAGCCCUGCGCUGCAAGGCCAAGCAGUGCAAGGGCAACUGGUAGACCUGUGCCCAGACUUCGAGGCUAUCCUUCACAGACAGGAAAGCAAUGGGCGCGCGGAAUUGGUCAGGCAUCAGCGAGUAAGGCAAGAUCGCCUAGGAUUUGUUCAAGAGAAGGAAUUCACUUGGAAGUUCGUACCGGUUGUUGGCGACGACGGGCAGAUAUCUGGUAGCGUAGUCACGGUUGAGGAAGAGAAUAAGAUGCCUCCACGUAGAGAGAGAAGCAAGUCUGCAGCUCGAGAGAUCGGCAAUGCAGUGAAAAGCGCGAUUGAACACACUUCUUUACAGACCAUGAAGAACGUCCGGCGGCUGGACGAGCAUUUCUCGGGGCGGAGCUGUAAUUGCGAGAAACUCUGGCAAAUCCACCAGCAGAUGGAGAUCAUUGAGGCUAGGUACGAGAAGUUCGCUGACUAUUCUCCCGUUGGAAUCGCUGCCUUGAACGAUUCGUACGAGGUAGAAUGGGCGAAUAGAUCGUACUACGAUGUUACUGGAUCACCCCAGGAAUCGAAGACGCUUCUGGACUUUAUCCACCCAGACGACGUUGAGGUGGCACGGCAACAAUUCGAUCUCGGAGCCUACCAUGAGAACUCUUUCACAUUCGAAUGUCGCUUGAAGAAAUGGGCCGGUCGACCAGCGGUUAGCCCCCUGGAGACCGUACCAGAGCUUUACCCAUGUUGGGUAUUGGUCAGCGGAUAUCGAGAAAAUGAUCAUGAGCACAACACGAUGCUAUGGAUGAUCGACAUCACAGCCCAUAAGACCGCCGAAGAUUUGCUACGGCGCCGUAUGGACGAAGCAGUGGAAGAAAAGCAACAGAAAGAACGGUUCGUCGACACCAUUUCGCAUGAGAUCAGAAAUCCACUCAGUGCUAUGAUACAUUGUACAGACGAGAUCAUCGAGAACGUACGACAGACGACGACAGAAAAGUCACAUACAGUGUUGGAAGCCGCAGAAACAAUAUCCUACUGCACCCAGCACAUUCGAAACAUCGUUGGAGAUGUUCUCACUCUGUCCAAAUUGGAUUCGCGUCUCGUGGAGAUAAGUCCAGCGCCGUCAAAUCCGCGCGAAGUCAUACAAAACGCUUUGAGGAUAUUCCAAGCCGAACUCCGCGCCAGUGGCAUAACGCUAACCUUCCAGGAGGACACAUCGCUAUCGCAGCUGGAAGUCGAAUGGCUCUUGCUCGACUCUCAUCGUAUGCUACAGGUCUUGAUCAACCUUGUAACCAAUGCAAUCAAGGCCGUUAAGGAUAGACCGGAGCCUAGAGUCACAGUCAAGCUGAGCGCAACGGCCAAAGCUCCGUGUGAGGCUACGGAGCUUAUCCAGUGCGUUAAGCCCCGGCAACAUCCAAGGGCCGUCCACUUUGGCGAUCGAUAUAUUAAUGAGCCUUCUCUUUACCUAGCCAUCACGGUUCAAGACAACGGGCCAGGCCUCACCAACGCUGAAAUGACGAGCUUGUUCGAACGCUUUGCACAGGCGAAUCCCAAGACCGAGAGCAAGUACUCCAGUGGUCUUGGCCUGUUCAUAUCCAGGGACUUGACUGAACUCCAGGGCGGUCGGAUCGGCGUCUCAUCACAGCCAGGCGUAGGAUCUAUGUUCGUCUUCACGGUGGAGACGAAACGAGUAGCAGCGCCGAAAGUGCUGCCAAAGAUGCCAUCUUUGGAGCUCCCUACAGACCUGCGUCAAUCGACUGGAUCACCGGUAUACUCCGUUAUACCCAAGACAAUACCGCGGAAACCCAUUGUGCAGCGAAUCCAGCAGGAGCGACCGAGAGUGAAGAGAGUUCUUAUCGUGGAAGAUAAUCUCAUCAACCAGAGAGUCCUGGCCAAUCAACUACGCAAGCGUGGCUACGAAGUGAGCGUUGCGAAUCAUGGGGGGGAAGCUUUGGAGGCACUACACAUGACCGAUUCCUCGCCAAACUCACCAAAUGGUGGUACCCCUCUGGUCACUGACACUUUCGACAUUAUCCUCAUGGACAUCGAAAUGCCUGUAAUGGACGGAGUGAAAUGCACCAAGAAAAUCAGAGCCUUCGAACAAGAUUGCAACGGCGCUUCACGGCUGAAAAUCGUUGCCGUCACAGCGAACGCUCGCAGCGAACAUGGAACAGCUGCGCUUGAGGCUGGUAUGAAUGCUAUUACUACGAAGCCCUACAAGAUUGCGGACUUGGUUGAGCAAAUCGAGGAAGUCUGCAGGCCUGGGGGAUGA